ACCCUGAAAGGACUGCCCGAGUGGAGACACUCGAGAGGUCUUUGCGUUCCCCUCCUCCACCGAGCCAGUCAGUGCGCAGCGUGAUCCCUCAGCGGUUGCAGGGCGCUUAACACCUGGUUGAUUGACGGACCAAGGGAGGUCCAGCCCCUCACUAACGAUGGCACGGUUCCAGAUCGUCUCAGAUCUGCACCUAGAAAACCCUGUCGCAUACGAUCUGUUCGAGAUUUCGCCCAAAGCACCCUAUCUAGCGCUCCUAGGCGAUAUCGGCAACGUCAGGGACGAUGGCUUCCUCCCGUUCAUCGAAGACCAGCUGCGCAAAUUCGAGGUCGUCUUCCUCGUGCUGGGAAAUCACGAGCCUUUCCAUUCCAGCUGGCCGGAGGUGAGAGAGAAACUGAGGCAAUUCUCUGACGACAUUAGCCACAAACGAGCGCAACACACUCAACCCGGAUCUCCCAAGCUAGGGGAGUUCGUCCUUCUCGACCAAACACGAUAUGAUCUGGCCCCGGACGUCACCGUCCUAGGGUGUACAUUUCACACCAAGAUCUGCGAGAUGCAGGAGGAGCGGGUUAGCUUCGGUCUGAAUGACUUUUACUACAUCAAGGACUGGUCGGUCGAGGACCACCGCGCUGUCCACGAAGCCGAUCGUGCCUGGCUCAACGAUCAAGUCUCCGAAAUCGCCAAAUCUGAUCCGCACCACAAGAUCGUAAUCUUCAGCCAUCACAGCCCGACGGUUGCACCAUCAGCGGUUGAUCCCGUCCAUGCUAAGAGCCCCAUCUCGUCGGCGUUCGCAACGGACCUUACUGGUGAACCGUGUUGGGAAAAACCCCAGGUGCGGCUGUGGGCAUUCGGGCAUACGCAUUACAACUGCGACUUUACGGACAACCGAACCGGGAAACGCAUUGUGGCGAACCAGCGAGGCUAUUACUUCUCUCAGGCAAAGUUCUUCCAUUUCAUAAUGGCGUCCAUCACCCGUGCGUUGCGGCCCUUGUCGCGCACUGCAACCUCCGCCCGCCUUAUCGCAAGACCGCCACAGCCGUAUAGGCUUGCCUUGAGCAGCACCCAUGCCUUCUCCACCACAUCCCGCCGGCGGGAUGUCGACCUGUCCGGCCUGACCCCAACCCCGAUCACCUUUCUCUCCGAGACCGAGUCCCUGAUGGCCGAGUCGGUUUCCAAAUUCGCGCAGGACCAAAUUGCCCCCAAAGUGCGAGAUAUGGAUGAAGCGGAGACAAUGGACCCAGCAGUGGUCGAGCACUUAUUCGAACAAGGGUUGAUGAGCAUCGAAAUUCCGGAGGAGUACGGCGGUGCGGGAAUGAACUUCACGGCUGCGAUUGUCGCCAUCGAGGAGCUGGCUCGCGUUGACCCCAGCGUCAGUGUUCUCGUUGAUGUCCACAACACCCUGGUCAACACUGCUAUCAUGAAGUACGGUGACGCGCAGGCCAGACGCACAUGGCUGCCCAAGCUGGCGACGGGUACCGUCGGCUCAUUCUGUCUGUCGGAGCCGGCCUCCGGAUCGGAUGCGUUUGCCUUGCAGACUAAGGCUGAGAAGACGGCUGAUGGAUACAAGAUCAACGGUUCCAAGAUGUGGAUCACCAACUCUAUGGAGGCCGGUGUGUUCAUUGUCUUUGCGAACCUUGACCCCAGCCAGGGUUACCGUGGUAUCACAGCCUUUAUUUUCGAGAAGGAUACUCCCGGCUUUUCCAUCGCCAAAAAGGAAAAGAAGCUGGGUAUCCGGGCCAGCAGCACCUGCGUGCUUAACUUCGACGACGUCGUGAUCCCCAAGAGCAACUUGCUCGGUGAAGAAGGUCAGGGAUACAAGUACGCCAUCAGCGUGCUCAACGAGGGCCGGAUCGGUAUCGCCGCUCAGAUGACUGGUCUGGCUCUUGGUGCUUGGGAGAACGCCGCACGGUAUGUCUGGAACGACCGCCGCCAAUUCGGCCAACUGAUCGGCAACUUCCAAGGCAUGCAGCACCAGAUCGCGCAGGCAUACACGGAGAUCGCAGCCGCACGAGCGCUGGUCUACAACGCGGCGCGCAAGAAGGAAGCCGGACAAGACUUCGUGCAAGACGCUGCCAUGGCGAAGCUGUAUGCCUCGCAAGUUGCCGGCCGCGUGUCCGGCUCUGCAGUGGAGUGGAUGGGAGGCAUGGGCUUCGUGCGUGAAGGCAUCGCCGAGAAGAUGUUCCGGGAUAGUAAGAUCGGAGCCAUCUACGAAGGCACCAGCAACAUCCAGCUGCAAACCAUCGCCAAGCUGCUCCAGAAGCAGUACACUCACUAAAUCUGAAACCUCAUCACUCUCCCCCACUUCCUUCUCCAUCUUCUUUCCGCCGUUCCAUAGAAUGUCCGUGUCGUAGACGUCGUAUGCAUGUAUGUAUCUUAUUGAUCAAUGUGGGGAAGAUGGGAUGGGAUAGAUAUGCGUCGGCUUCAACCGACAGUACUAAACGAACGAUCACCUCGUGUUUCAAGUUUCAUAGCCUAUACU
Messenger RNA from Aspergillus sclerotioniger CBS 115572, 2476 nucleotides. RefSeq names its product acyl-CoA dehydrogenase mitochondrial precursor. Gene Ontology annotation, cellular component: mitochondrion. The coding region runs from base 158 to 2272 and encodes 704 amino acids. Lineage: Eukaryota; Fungi; Ascomycota; Eurotiomycetes; Eurotiales; Aspergillaceae. Gene Ontology annotation, molecular function: hydrolase activity; flavin adenine dinucleotide binding; acyl-CoA dehydrogenase activity. The record is from RefSeq and is a predicted model, not a curated record. The transcript is spliced from 5 exons.